CCGUGAUUACAACCAUCAGCUGAUGUAGUUAUUCUAUGUCUCAUUCGUAAACAGUUUUGUUUUAUCGGUCUUUUUCUUUUGAUUCUGGGAAAGCUUUUCAUACUGUCCGGUUCGUUGAUAUUUAAUAACUAACGAUAUUCUUGCUCUGUUGGCACUGCCAUUCGCUCUCUGUUUAGUUAAUUUAUUUAAAGAAAUAUGUCUGAUUCGGAUGAUUGUGAUUGGUUUGACAAGGACGAGGAUGCCUUAAUGAGAGAUUUUGAAAGGAAUAUGAAAGCCAAAGAAGCAGAACGUAUGGAGGAACAUAUCAAAGUGCCAACAAAUACUUUGGAUAACUACAUAAAAGAGUUAACAUUAAAGGCCUCCUCAUCCCACACAAAAAAGAGCGGUAAUGCGAACAAGAAGAAAUGCAAUAUUGCAGAACUGCGAAAGAUUAAUGCCUUGUCACCGCUGGAUCAGUUUCUUUAUACACACACAAUGGAAUAUGACUUUUACAGUGGGCAAUUGCAGCCCAAUGACAGUCAGGAGAAGGUUAUUUUAUAUACCAGCAUAUUGGCUGCGAUAUGUCGCUUGGAGCUACCGGGUUUCCAGAAGCCUCUGCUGCAGGCUUUUCGUGACAACAUUUGUUUACAGGAGCAUCUACGUCUGCUGUUGGCCAAAUUGUUUUGCAAGCGCUUUAAAGAUAUGUGGAAACAGCAAGAGGAUAUGGAGCAUUUAUUGGAAAACAUUGAAUUGUUAUUUAUACAAAGCUAUAGCACGAAAACUACUGACGUUGGUCAUGAUAGAGAACAGGAUAUGCUUAAAGACUUAUUGAAAAUAUUGGACAAAAGUGAUAACGACUUGGCCGUGUGUAAGAAGUAUAAAAAUCGUCUCAAAGAAAAUCUUCAGGGUCUUGUAAAUAAUGCCAAAAGUUCAGAAACAAGUACCUGGGAAAUAUAUCCUACAAUUGAUGAGCUAUUAAAUGAUGCAUCACAGUGUAAUGGUGAAGAUAUGACCAAAUCCCUCCUACCCGUCCAACAAUACUUGAACAGGCAUAUGCAAUUUCUUAAGGAAGAUUUUCUCUUGCCCCUGCGUGAAUGUGUUAAAUAUGUGAAGAGUAGUGCAUCCCAAUGUCCUGAUAAUUUCCAUCUCUUUGAUGAUGUUUUUAUUGUAUUGAAUGAACAAUUUCUGGAUGCAAAUCGUCAUGAACUGUUAUUUGUGGAUAUCCUUGGAAGUCGGCGGAAUUUAGAUGACGAUGGUAAUACGAAUAUACCGUGGGAGGUACAGGAGAAGUUGUGGAAAAUAAAAUCCGGCGCCUUGCUGUGUUUUACCACAUCCCGAGAUUUUGAUAAUCUGAUUUUGGCCACCGUCACCUACACCAGCCAGGAAUGCCUGAAGGAGGGAUAUAUUGGCAUUGAAAUAGCUCGUCAGCAUAAUAUUGGCAACAUCUAUAAAAGACCAUUGCUAAUGUUUGAAACUCCAGCCUUUUUCGAACCUUAUCACAAUGUUUUCAAUUACUUGAAAAAUUGCAAUUCAGCCGAAUUUCCCAUGAAACAAUAUAUUGUGGAUGAAGAGCAUCCCACCACGGCGCCCAAAUACUUAACAAACGAUACUCUAUAUCAAUGUAAUGGACAAAAAUUCCAUCCCUUAAGAGAGUCUCUCGAAAAAGAUACCCUAGAAUUAAAUCCCUCACAACUGGAGGCAUUUUCCAAGGCCUUAAAACAAGAGUUUGCAUUAAUUCAAGGUCCCCCAGGAACUGGUAAAACCUAUCUAUCCGUCCAGAUAGUUAAGACAUUAAUAGAGAAUGCCGAAACGCCGUUAAUUCUGAUUACCUACACAAAUGAGUCAUUGGAUAAGUUUUUGGUAAAGCUAUCGGCCUUUACAGAGAAUAUUGUUAGAUUUGGUAGCCAAACCAGAGAUCAACGUAUUGCCAAAUAUAAUGUCAAAGAUGUGGUUGAACAUUCACUGAUAAAUCCCAAAUUAAAGAGGUUAUACUAUCUCUGUAGCAUGGAAUUCAAGGAGGCUUUUGGUUAUCUGCAACAAAAGCAUCGGGAAUUUGAUGGCACGGACAAAUCUUAUGGAGAGAUUUUAAAGGCUCAAAGUAAACUGGCUGAGGUCAGUGAAAAACUAAGAACUCUCAAGACAAUGUUUCAAUACUAUGUGGCACGGGAGAAAUCUAUUAUUGGCAUGACCACAACUUGUGCAGCCAAAACGAAUUUUUUGUUUCGAUUGCUGAAAAGUAAAAUUGUUAUCUUUGAGGAAGCUGCUGAAAUUUUGGAAUCCCAUAUUGUGGCCUGUUUGACACCCCACACCCAACAUGUCAUUAUGAUCGGUGAUCAUCAACAACUACAACCAUAUACCUCAAAUUAUCAAUUGCAACAAAAAACCCAAAUGAACAUAUCUCUAUUUGAGAGAAUAUUUUGUAAACAUCCCAACCCCAUUGUUUUGCGUACCCAAUAUCGUAUGCAUCCGAAAAUUGCUGAUCUUCUGUCGAAUACAAUCUAUAAAGAUUUGGAUAGUGAUGAAAGUGCCUCUCACUAUCCAGCCAUAAGACAAAUGUCCACAAACCUAUUCUUUAUGAAUCAUAAUAAGCCAGAGGCCAAGGCCGAACAAGAUUCGUCCCUCUACAACCCAUAUGAAGUUACACAAGUUGUGCAAUUAUCAUUGCAUUUGGUACAAAAUGCUUUGUACAAUGUGGAGGAUAUACAAAUUUUGAGCCCCUAUGCAAGGCAAAUUGAGAUGAUACGGAAGCAGUUGCAACAACAUCCUUCUUUACAAGCCCUUAAAGCCUGCACCGUUGAUAGUUUCCAGGGUUUGGAGUGCAACAUUGUUAUACUGUCAUUGGUGCGCAGUAACAGUACAUCUCAAAUUGGUUUCCUGAAACAAAGUAAUCGCAUUUGUGUGGCCCUGUCACGUGCCAAGCAUGCCAUGUAUUGUAUCGGCAAUUUGGAUCUCUUAAGUCAGUGUAGUACCAUUUGGAAGGAGAUUGCUGAGAAAAUGCAAGACCACAAGGCCGUGGGUGAUAAAUUUCCCAUUGAAUCGGAAAACUACUUUUAUGAUAAAUAAGAAAGCAAAGAACAUAUAAUUGUAUUUAUUUGUAAUUAAAUUUUUGCAUAUCAACCAAACGAACAAAGAGACUGACAAAGAAAGCAAAUAUAAUAUUUUUGUCUGUUACAACAUACCCACCAAUUUUGUACUUACUCUUCUUUAGCUUGUUUAUAUUUAUGAAUGAAAGAUUUAUUUUAAUUUUUUCACAUUUUCAGUUUUUUAUUAGAUUUUUUCUUAUGAUCUUUUUGUUUGUCUUUUGAGAUGUAGAUUUUAUUAUUAUUAUUAUUAUUUAUUUUUUGUAAACGUAUUUCAUUUUUAUAUUUUCUCAUGUAAACUACAUUGUAAUGCUUAAAAACCAAAAGAAGGAGAGUAAAAGUAAAUAGUUUUUUUUUUAUUUAUAUUAUUUAUUGUUUCGUCUCAAUUUGUAUAUUUUUGUAUUACUUUAUUUAUUUAAAUAAUUUUAAAAUUUAUUUGAUUUUUGAAAGCAGACAAGAAUCAUUAUUUUAUUUGUAAAAAAUAACUUGUGACAAUGUUGACGAAAUGUAAUAAACAUUUAAGAAACCAUAACUGCUAAAGUACUAAAGAAGUUUGAUGUGGAAUCAAAGAACUAUUAGAAUGCCUAGGGAUUUUUAAAGUGACAAAAGGCCUUUUACAGAAAUGGCAUAUGGCGGACCUUCUGAAGAUCAAAGUGCAGGCAGAACAUAUUUUUCAGGCUUUUCUUUUUAAAUAAAAAACACGACCUUUUAAGUUUCUUAUUUAAACAAAUGAAAUGUUUCUAAUAAGAAUAAUGUUUAUUGAAGGCUUCCUAGAGGCCGAAAAAAAUUUGACGGCCUUAUUUAUAUUGAAGACCGUUAAAAAAUAUUCUCAUAAUAGAAAACUUUCAAAAAGUCUUCUAUACAUAGAUGACAUUUUAGAAGACUUAGACCCUUUAAGUUCCCAUAGGCCCUUUAAAUGUCCUAUAACUAGAAGGCCUUUCAAUGAUCUGCUAUAAGAAGAAUAUCCUUUAAAGGACUCGUUUAGAACUUUUUCUAAAAUCAGAAACAAUUUUUAAAUAUUCUAUACACAUAUAAGGUCAUCUAAAGACUGCUUCUAAUAACACUGUGCGACAAAUAAAAUCAGCAGAUUAGGAAAGUAGAGCCAAGUAAAAGAAGAUAUGUGUAUCGGCUUUUUUUGAAAGUUUAUAUCGCAAAGCAACCUAAAUAGUAAGAGCCUCUUGUGCCUCCCUUCACACUUUUUUAUACCCUCCCCCAUUCUAUGGUAUGUUAGCUUUGUCAUUCCGUUUGUAACUCCUCGAAAUAUUCACAAGAGACCCUACAAAGUAUAUACAGGGUGAGAUAAAAAAAUUGCAACCAACUUCAGACUGCUGUCAUUUCUAAGCCACUCGUCCGACAGCUGCUAAACAUAUUUCAGUGUUGUUUCGAAGCGUACAAAAGCAUUUUGGUGAGAAUUUUCCAGAAAACAAGUUAUUCGUG
Messenger RNA from Musca domestica (house fly), 4496 nucleotides. RefSeq names its product NFX1-type zinc finger-containing protein 1. The transcript is spliced from 5 exons. Gene Ontology annotation, biological process: regulatory ncRNA-mediated heterochromatin formation. Lineage: Eukaryota; Metazoa; Arthropoda; Insecta; Diptera; Muscidae. Gene Ontology annotation, molecular function: helicase activity. The record is from RefSeq and is a predicted model, not a curated record. Gene Ontology annotation, cellular component: nuclear RNA-directed RNA polymerase complex. Bases 196 to 3042 code for a protein of 948 amino acids.